Messenger RNA from Drosophila mojavensis, 756 nucleotides. RefSeq names its product proteasome subunit beta type-1. NCBI's taxonomy places the organism in Eukaryota, Metazoa, Arthropoda, Insecta, Diptera, Drosophilidae. The record is from RefSeq and is a predicted model, not a curated record. The transcript has a single exon. Gene Ontology annotation, cellular component: proteasome core complex. The coding region runs from base 1 to 756 and encodes 251 amino acids.
AUGGAUGAUUUUUACAAGAGUUUUAAUCGUUCGGUGUUCGGAGAUAUUGACUGUGAUUCACCUGAUAAGCACAAACCCGCUGAUCUCGUAUUGGGCAGCUCAGACAAUGACAGCAAUUACGAGAUGAAUGGGGGCACUGUGAUGGCACUAGCUGGUGGUGAUUUCGUUUUGCUGGCUGGCGACACUCGAUUGAGUAGCGACAACUACAUCCUGUCGCGGGAGCAGACCAAAUUGUUCAAGAUGACGCCAACGGCGGUGUUUGCAUCCUCGGGAGCGUGGUGCGACGUCAUCGCGUUGAAAGGUCAGCUCGAGAUGCGCAUCCAGCUGUACGAGCUGGAACACAAGAAGACCAUCUCGACCGAAUCCCUGGCCCACCUGAUAUCCAUGAUGAUGUACGACCACCGCUUCUCUCCCUACUACACGUGCACCAUCCUCGCUGGCUUGGACAGUAAGGGCAAAGGCGCCGUUUACUACUACGAUCCCAUUGGAUCCUAUGAGCGCGUCCGUUAUCGUGUGGUUGGCACCUCGUACGCUUUGCUGCUGCCCUGCUUGGACGUCUUUUACGGCUGGGAGAACAACCGGCUCACGCCUCCACUGAAGGAUGAAGACUUAACCAUGACAAUGGCCGUGAGGAUGGCACGUAAGUGCUUGUAUAUUGCCUCCGAUCGGGAUAUAUAUUCGGGCGAUAUGGGCGAGCUCCUGAGCGUCACCAGCGAAGGCAUGAAGUCCAGUACCAUUAAGCUGCGCGCCGAUUAG